Messenger RNA from Leptidea sinapis, 2604 nucleotides. It is a transcript of the gene vn, whose product is annotated as protein vein. The record is from RefSeq and is a predicted model, not a curated record. The transcript is spliced from 5 exons. The coding region runs from base 89 to 1033 and encodes 314 amino acids. Gene Ontology annotation, cellular component: axon; plasma membrane. Lineage: Eukaryota; Metazoa; Arthropoda; Insecta; Lepidoptera; Pieridae. Gene Ontology annotation, molecular function: cell-cell adhesion mediator activity. Gene Ontology annotation, biological process: axon guidance; homophilic cell-cell adhesion; dendrite self-avoidance.
GGCGCUCAGUCGCGCGCCGGCUGCCGACGUGCGAGGUGUGUGUCCGUGCGUGUGCUCCGUGAGCGACAGAGUGCGCUGCGAUGGCGCGAUGAAGACUUGCGGCCGCGCGGCGUUUUGCUGGGCCCUGCUGUGCCUCGCUGGCAGCCUGGCCGCGCCGCGCCGCCCCUACUGCGAGCGCGCGGACGUCGCGUGGCGAGCCUACCGGGCCCCGGCAGCCUUCGAGGCGCGCGUGCAGUCGCUGGCCCGCGACGCCGCCACGCUGCAGGUGCGCCGCGUGCUGCGUCGCCAGGGCCGCUGGCCACACGAGGACGCCAUCAUCCGCCUCAAGCUGCCCCAGGAUCCCUUGGAGUGCUCGGGACGUUUCGAAGUGCCUUUACAGAAUCGAAAGAACUAUAUCGUGUUCGCGGAGAGGAGAGGCCACGCUGCCGUGGCCCUCGGUCCUCCCUUGAGAAGGACUAGCAAGUUGAUUAAGAGGAUCCGGGCCGUCUACAAGCCGGGUUACAGUAGCCCCGCGCGCGUCGAGAAGAUGCAGUCAGUGAGGGCGACGCGAGGCGGCCGUGUGAAGCUGGAGUGUCGCGCCAGCGCUCGACCGCCGCCUAGGAUUUCGUGGUACAAGGACGGCCGGCCUGUCGCCGACAUCGCCUUGAGAAGGUUCCGGGUGCAGAGCUUCAGAAGGCGCUCGGUGUUAGUGAUAAGACACGCGCGGCGCGAGGACUCGGCGCGGUACGAGUGUCGAGCGCAGGGCGCCGUGGGACCGCCUGCCAUCGCCACAGCCAAUGUGAGCGUACUACCGCCAGAGUCUAACUCUCCUGAUACUUCGAUGCUCGGUGCGCCGUGUCCCAUGCCGGACCCGUCCUCCUACUGCCUCAAUGGAGGCACGUGUUUAUUCUUUGAACUUGUUCAAGAGCAGGCUUGCAAAUGUCCUGAAGGUUUCAACGGGCAGCGCUGCGAGAACAAGGACGUGUCGAACAGGAGCAGUAUGUAUCAUUCCUACACAUGCAAACUGGGCCUCUCCACCUCCUACUACUGUUAGGGAAUGAACUACCGCUAAUUACCUACCCACCUAUUUCUUAAGAUAGAAAACACGCCGCAACACGUUCAAAUUGUCUAAUGAUCCAACGAUAUGCACAGCACUCUGAAGUUAGCUAAGAUUAUUCGUAGAGUUUGCGAUGGAAUUAUAGUUUUAAGUAUAUUUAUUUACAUUAUUGCAUAUCGAUAUUAUUAUCACUUACAAUACAUACGAAGAAUGUAUAUAAUCCGUGAAAAAUUGGAAAAUAUAUUCUUUCACAACAUAAUCAUUAUUUUUAUGGAAGUCACUUUUACAGAAUGUUCCUAUAACGUUAUGAAAGUUAGACUCUAUAGAUAGCUUGUAGCUACAGUUCUGUUGCACAUUUAACACAAAUUGUAUCCCAAUCUAAAAAAAUACUAUCUCAAAACAGAAUGUUUUGCAAUCACUUGUUUUAAAAAAAAUAGAUGUCUAAAUGACUGUUGCAAUUGUCAUUACAAUUUUUUUAAAUAAUAAUCAUCGCCCAUAUUACUUAUAUUCGACAAUCUUAUUAAAUAAUUUUUAAAUAUCGACUUUAGUGAGGGUCAGUUAUUACGUGAUUACUUCAAGAAACUCUGUUGCUCGUGUAGACGAGACAACAUGAAGAUUCUAGAAACAACUAUGAUAUGUAAUAUGUACUCUCUUCUCUCGCUUUCAAUAAAAUACAGUUAUUAUUGUACCUAUAGCUGGCCCAGUGAAAUUAUGCAUUAAGUUAUGUAAAUACACUAAAUUAUCAACGUUUGCAAUGAAAUUUUUCUUUUUUAAUAUCUGAAGACUAUUAAUUAAGUCCCAGUUUUUAUGUUGUAAAUAUUUUAAUUAAAUUUGUAAUUUUGCAAAUUAAUGUAUUGUUAUUAACGCAUAAGGUUUUAUAACUUGUUUUAGUAUGUAAUAUUCUGAUGAAGAGACUUACAAGUUUUGUACAUAUCUAAUAGGUUAAGAUUUUUAGGUACAUUUUGAAAUGGAUAUUCUUAUCCUUCUAUGCAAGAGUAGGCUUAUCUCUGACCUCGAGAUUCAAUAGUAUUAUAUUCAUUUUUUAUAGGUUUCUAUAUAUAUUAUCUCUUAAAAACAUGAUUAGUUGAAAUAGUUAAAUUACCUAGUCAAGAGGCGAUUUGAAAAUUUUAUGUAAACAUACUAAUAAUAGUGAUGAUAGAAAUAUUAUGAAUGUUUGUUUGGGGCAUACUUACCUAAGUACUUCUUUGAAUAGAUUUACAUCCAACUUAUAGCUGUAUGGGACCGUAUAUUUAUUGACGGAUACGUGGUCUUGUUACUUUCAUUUUGUAUAAAGUUUUCCUGUAGUACCUACACUUAUUUAUAUUUAGAAAAUUUAUUUAUUAUAGAUGUGAGUUAUAGGCAAUUGAUGAAGGUGAAGUGACGUCAUAGCCUUACUUUUUAACCAAAUAACCUUUAAUUUUCUAAAGAUCUGAACUUUCGUGACGUCACUGUGCUUUUCCUGAUAUGUCUCACAACAAAUAUUAAGCAACACAUUGUGUUAUUAUAUAAUAAAGAAUACCAAAAUUACAAUAAAAGAAUGAGUGUUGGAAUUAAUUGAAAGGCUACAA